AUGCCUACCCAGGCUCACUUGCAGAGCAAUAUGCAAGUUCCCGACGAACUGCUCGCUCUCUUCUCGCGUAAUCUCACUUUCAACCCAGAGCUCCAGGCCGCCAUGGCCAACGAGCAGGCUCAGCAGCACCAGCAACAGACUGCUCCCGCCCUAUCCCAACCCGUCUACUCAGCGUCGCAGCACUACACGCACUCGUACCACAUCUCCAAGCCUCGUAGCCAAGAUGUCGAGAACGAAGCCCGUCAGGCCUUUCAGAGACCUUCCUCGGCCCCCCUCGAAAAUGAUGUUUCUCAAGCGGAAGCUAUUCUUCGCAGCCACGGCGUCGAGCCCGCUCUUCUCACACCCUCUCAGCUUCAGCUCUUCAAGACGGCCGACGACGCACAAAAGCUUCGACUCCUGGAACUCUGGAGCAUAUGCCCUCCCAACGGAGCCCAGAACAUUCCCGCACUCGCCUGGAGCAGCACGUCCCUUGACCAGGAGGAGCACCUCGCCCGGGUUCGCUACCAACGCGAACAGCAAAUGAAUUCCGCAAUGGAGGAGCCAUCCAUGGAGCAGAUUGCCAGCGGACACUGGACUCAGCCCUCAGAGACCGAGCCUUACAUGACCUCUGGCUACGAGGAGCUCAUGCGUCGGGAACACGAGCGCAACCACGACAAGCGGGUUAGCAAUGCCUACUGCCAUUUGGGCGCGGCUGCCACUUACAACAAGGCCGUGGACCCAAUCUAUAUGGGCCCUGACUUUGUCCGCGAGCAGCAGCAAAUGGAAAUGGCAUCGCAAUAUGGCGCUUUCGAGCAGUUUCGCGGUGCCGAGGCCAUGGAUGUCCUCAUGUAA
Molecule: messenger RNA, 831 nt
Organism: Beauveria bassiana ARSEF 2860
Lineage: Eukaryota; Fungi; Ascomycota; Sordariomycetes; Hypocreales; Cordycipitaceae
Exons: 1
Coding region: 1-831 (276 amino acids)
Source: RefSeq, a predicted model, not a curated record